This is a messenger RNA of Micropterus salmoides (largemouth bass), 1785 nucleotides long. RefSeq names its product meiosis specific with OB-fold (gene meiob). Gene Ontology annotation, biological process: resolution of meiotic recombination intermediates. The coding region runs from base 137 to 1528 and encodes 463 amino acids. The record is from RefSeq and is a predicted model, not a curated record. Gene Ontology annotation, molecular function: single-stranded DNA binding; single-stranded DNA 3'-5' DNA exonuclease activity. The transcript has 14 exons. NCBI's taxonomy places the organism in Eukaryota, Metazoa, Chordata, Actinopteri, Centrarchiformes, Centrarchidae.
CACUUCCACUGACUGUCACGUGCAACAUCUUUGCCGCGAAAAGCUGAAUAAACUGUCAUGAAAACAGACCCAGGGAAAGAAUCUGUAAAUAUAAUAGAAACUGGACUUGAUAGGGAUUAAGUUAAGAGUUAACAAAAUGGCUUCUCAGACCUACAUUGCCAUUUCUGAGCUGCAUCCCAACUUCUUUCAUCCGAAAGUGGCAGGUAUCAUCAUUGGGAAAACUGAUGUCAGAAGCUUUCCUGACAGAAAGAACAUUGGUGAGGACAGAUUCACUUUUGGCUUCACCGUUAAGGACUCGCCUGAUUUCUUCAUUAAUGUGACAGCCUGGGGAAACGACGGAUACAUCAACGGGCUCUCCAGCAGCUUCAGCAUUGGAGACUGUGUCAUCAUUGAAAAUCCUUUAGUUUCCUUCAAAGACCCCGAGAAAGGGGACAGAUUCUGUCCUACAACACCAAGUCUCUACAGGCUGCUGGUGACGGAGGCUCAUUCCCAGGUAUCUCUGUGUGCUGACAUGUACACCAUCGACAGGCUGCUGCCACUAAUCCACUUGCCGGUGAAGGACUCCGGAGAUUUCUACUCUCUGGGAGACAUUGUGGCCAACGGGCAGAGGCUGGAUGGCACAGUGAUAAAUGUACUGGCUGCAGUGAAAUCGAUUGGAGAGCUGAAGCAGUUCACCACUUCAGACAGACGCAAAGGGCAGAGGCUGGAAGUGAAGCUCUUUGAUGACUCUGUCUCUUCCUUCCCUCUCAUCUGCUGGGACAGAGAGGCCAUUCAGCUCGUGCAAACUUUGAUACCCAAAGAGACGGUGCUCUUCAUAGCUGAUGCAAAGAUUAGCUUUGACAGCUUUCGCAACGGCAUGGCAGCAACCGUCAACUCAAAAACCAUCAUCACUGUCAACCCUGACACCAGGGAGGCCAGCCUGCUGUUCAGCUACGCUAAAGAAGUAGCCGAGUCUGGUGCCCUGGAUCAAGAUGAGAAGCCAGAAGAUGUGCCUGUGGAUUCCAUCACUGACGUGUACACAGUGAGCCAGCUGAAGCAGAAGGCCCAGGAGAAUCUGGAGCCUUUCUUUGGCAUCACAUACAGCUUCAUCUCCAAGCUCGACCUUGACUCUUCUCUUUCAAAAGUCAUCAGGACACGCUGCUCCAGGUGCAAGUUUCAGGUGACUGAGGACAUGCAGGGCUGCAUCAACCAGUUGUGUCCAGGGAGGGAUCAGGUCUUUUCAACCAACACAGGCUUUGACCUGCUGGUGGAUUUCACAGACCACACCGGCACCCUGCAUGCCUGCUCGCUCAGAAGCCCAGUGGCAGAAAAGACACUUGGCUGCACGAUGGAGGAGUUUACCAGUUUGACUGAUGACGAGCGGACUGCAAUGAAGUGGAAAUUUCUUUUGGAGAGAUGCAAAAUAUAUGUGAAGAUACUUCCUUCUACUAAAAUGAGGACUGGGAUCAGGGGGACAGUCGUGGCCUGCUCACUGGCUGACCAGGGAGAGGUGAAACAGCACAUGUCUGCCCUGCUGCUGCGGCUGUGAUCACAACACACUGACUGAGUGGGAAGGCACAUCUGUUGCAGUUUGCUGCUUUACCUGCUGUGUGCUAAUGUUCUGACUGAGAUGUUAACCAGGGCAAAAGUCACAUUAUACAGGUGGGCUUUGUGUUUUGUGUAUAGCUUCAUUAUUUAUGUAUUUAUUUAUUUAACUUAUUUAUUUAAAUAUAUAUUAAAGAAUGUACUGCUGGCUUGACCACUUUUUGAAACUGUUAAAUAAAUAUAUCGGUUUAAAAACAGUUA